Molecule: messenger RNA, 504 nt
Organism: Physella acuta
Lineage: Eukaryota; Metazoa; Mollusca; Gastropoda; Physidae
Product: KRAB-A domain-containing protein 2-like
Source: RefSeq, a predicted model, not a curated record
AUGUUUUUAGAUCAUUUUACUACAGUACUGCAUGAAAAACCAAACAAUAGCUUUAUUCUCAGCAAAGACAAAUACAUUGCUAUUAUAGAGGACGUUAAACAGGCUAAAGCAAAGCAGACAAAAAAAACUGUUGACUAUCGUCGACUAAACAAAUAUGAUGUUAUUGAAGUUGACGGUAAAGAAAAACGUAUUGUACCUCUGACAGAAGACAAUGGUGCUAUUUUGUACUAUGUGCACUCAGAAGAGUUGUUCGACUUGAUCAAUGAAACUCACUUGAAAAUCGGACAUGGAGGUCGCACAAGGAUGGAAAAAGAGCUCAAGAGAAAGUACAAAAAUAUCACCAAAGAAAUCAUCACUAUGUAUCUUCGGUUGUGCAAGCCUUGUCAGACAAAAUUGUCUAAUCCCAAGAAAGGUCUUGUUUCCAAACCUUUGAUAUUUAAAGAAUUUAACUCAAGAUGCCAAGUAGAUCUUAUUGAUAUGCAAAGUAACCCAGACGGCAAAUAG